AUGAAUGUAACUUUAAUAGAAUUAAACGCGCUACGCGUCCAGGUCGCUGCGACUUCGCUUAUGAUCAACGACAGUUACCCCCAGUUCAGAAAUCCAACACCUAACGAGUUCAAUUAUUGCAUUCGAAUAUACGCGAGGCAAAUACAAGGAAAAGCAUUAUUUGACAUAUUGGGGCUGCGCCAAAGCGGUCGGUCGGUCAACCGGCGCCGCACUCCCGCGUCCCCCAAUCGGCCUCGUCUCGUCGCGGCCGCAGAGACGUUGCCGAAAUCUCCCGACGCCCACGGAGCCAACUAUCGAUCGAUCUACGCGACGCGCCGCGUUUAUAAGGAGAACCAGCCGCUGGCUCGACGUGACACGGAUGUUGGGGGGGAGUUCGCCGACAUGGGCAGGGGCGCCGCCCGCACGGGCCGCUUCCUCACACUGCACAAACGCCGCAGGCGGCCGCUGCUCACGCGGUCCCUGCGCCGCGACGCCGCCCUACUGGACGACCUGCAACUGCGCCAAGUGCAGGCAAGUUGUGACCGAUCGAGGAGC
Messenger RNA from Iphiclides podalirius (scarce swallowtail), 534 nucleotides. Lineage: Eukaryota; Metazoa; Arthropoda; Insecta; Lepidoptera; Papilionidae. The record is from the annotation of a GenBank genome assembly.